Messenger RNA from Thyridium curvatum, 1614 nucleotides. RefSeq lists its product as uncharacterized. The transcript is spliced from 2 exons. NCBI's taxonomy places the organism in Eukaryota, Fungi, Ascomycota, Sordariomycetes, Thyridiales, Thyridiaceae. The record is from RefSeq and is a predicted model, not a curated record. Bases 1 to 1614 code for a protein of 537 amino acids.
AUGGACGACCCGGUCACGGCGCUUUUUGCGCGUCUACCAGAUCCCAUGGGCGACCCUCGUGCCUCGAUCGAUACGACGGCCACCGGGAUGGCAUUUCUAUUGCCAUUUCUUUCCUUCAAAGAGGACAUGUCGACCAGGGACUCGGUCGAUCCGGAUGCGAAAAUCCUUCUCGCGUACGUAAACGACAUUGUCAAAGGACGUCGCAAGAUUUACCAAUUCUGCUCGCUUCUCGGGCGCUUAGCACUUUUCAAAGACCCUCUCGAGGAAGGGCCGCUCGCCAAGCAACGGCAGCUGGCAUACUAUCGCUGGAUAGCGAGGGGCCGCAAGGAGGAGGACUAUCCGUUCUCGAGUGACGGCACUCUCACGCGGCCUCCAUCCAACGAUCCUGUCUCGCACGAAUUUCUUCCCCGAACCUCAGAUUCGACCCGGUGCGCUCACUGUGACAAGGACUCCGCACCUCUAAAGUGCGGCGGUUGCCUCGUGCUUAUCGACAAGCAUGUUGUCUUUAGCACGGCCUACUGCAGCAAAGAAUGCCAGGUUGGUCACCGGAAGACUCAUCGGGCAGCCUGCCGGGACUGGCAGAGGCUGGGACGCGCGAGCUCAAUGUUUCAGGAGACACUUGUUGAGCUCCUCAAAGUCACACAGACGAGAGAAUGGCGAACGAUUUCGGAGAAGGAUGGAAUGAACGUUUCGGUCUACGAGGGCCUCGAGUCCCGGGCCUUCCUGGGCAAGCAUGUCUUGAUUCCCGCCGAAUUUGAGAAAGCGGAAACCCCUGAGCUCGCCCUUCAGACCUUGAUGAAUGGCCAGUGCACCGCGACUGUGGUCGAUUCACGGGCCCUUUUUGAGAUUUUCUUUCGACGCACCUGCAAGUCCGCCCACGUGGUCGGCUUUCAGGCCAAGAACAUGCAUCGUACAAUCUUAUACGGAGCUUGUACCAACAGCGAUGGAUCGGCGCGGCUCGAGGAUGUCAACGCGGAUGUCUUGCAUCAAGCGAUUCACAUCACAAUGCCCUCUGGGGUGGAAGUCUCGCUCGAUCCAACCGGCGUCCAAUAUGGCUGGAAAGACUACUUGACGCCCUGGGAUGCGUUCUGCCAGCAUCGCAUGCACAGACUGAAGAAGGUUACGGCGAUGGAGCCCAUUCCCAAAGCUGAAUGGGAACGUCUGGCCGGGCGUCUCCGCCUGAAUGGCAAGUAUGCAGUCGGUGAACUGGAUUCGGAUCCUGAUUCUUCUUACCGGUCUGCUGUGCGCUUGGUAAACGAGCUCCUGGUAUCGGGCUUGCUAUGGAGGACCGAGAUCCUCAAGAGCCAAGGGGCCCGUGCCAUCGAGGACUUGAAAGGAGAGGAGUUCGACAAAAUGCGCACCAAGAUCAUGGCCUCUGUUGGAGACUCGCUCCGGGAGGCACUCCGCGUGGCGCACGACUUGCCGUAUUACCGGUUAUACUUUGAGUGGGACUUUGCUAUCCGUGCCACCGUGAACGCGAAGUUUUACAGACUUAUGAAGCACGUCUGGCUGGGGGAGGAGGAGUAUGCCGAGCUCAGGGAUCAUCCCGACGAGCUUGCGAGAGUCUACGCGAGCCGCGUGCUCGAGGUCGACAACCAGCUAUUCCACUCUUGA